UAACCCAACCGCCACGUAAACGCGACCCAACCUCUAUAUGCGCGCUCUAGAGCUGAUUUUAUGACUCGGUUAACUCGCCUGCUUACCCCACUCAACUCGGCCGGGUCACUCACUUCGACCUCCUCCUUCAGCUUCGCCACUAGAGUCUUAGGACACUCUGCUUCUCUCCGUCGUGCCAGCUCGUAUACCCAAAAUUACUUCUCUGUCAUUGCCCCCGGCAGCCGGAAACCCCACUCUCCCCAUCCGCCGAUGGACCCCCACGCGCCCCCAGCCGAAGGCGAGGACUUCGUCCACAUCGAGAACCCUAUCGUUGACGAGAACUUGAGUGAGAGCAUCGUUCAUGUCGAGGAGCCGCCGCCGAGAGACGAUGAUGCAUUUGAUGGGGACGUUUCCGCAAGUAACGAAGCCGAUACCUCGGAGCAGAGGAGGAUACUUCCAGAGGAGCUCUCGAGAAGCGUGCUGCUUCUUUCUUGCGAUUCUGCCGCCGAGGGUGGUGUCUGCGACGUCUACCUGGUUGGCACCGCUCACGUGUCUCAGGAAUCAUGCAAAGAAGUACAAGCUGUAAUCAGUUAUAUGAAACCACAGGUUGUUUUCUUAGAACUAUGCUCGAGCCGUGUGGCAGUACUUACCCCUCAGAAUAUAAAGGUACCAACCAUGGGAGAGAUGGUAGACAUGUGGAAGAAAAAGCACAACAUAUUCGGAAUACUUUACAGCUGGUUUCUUGCCAAGGUUGCCAGUAAGCUAGAGGUUUUCCCUGGUUCUGAGUUUCGUGUGGCAUAUGAAGAAGCAAUGAAAUAUGGGGGCAGGGUGAUUCUGGGGGACCGUCCGGUACAGAUUACAUUGCGGAGGACUUGGGCAAAAAUGCCAUUGUGGCAUAAGAUAAAACUACUCUACUCCUUACUUUUUCAAGCAGUAUUUUUACCAAGCCCCGAGGAUCUUAAUAGAAUGCUAAAGGAAAUGGAUGAUGUUGACAUGCUGACUCUUGUGAUUCAAGAAAUGAGCAAGGAGUUCCCUACCCUAAUGGAGACCCUUGUACAUGAGCGAGAUCAGUACAUGUCAUCCACAUUACUAAGAAUUGCUAGUGAGCAUAGUUCAGUUGUAGCAGUUGUUGGGAAGGGACAUCUGCAAGGAAUCAAGAAGAAUUGGAAGCAGCCUGUUGGGGUGAAGGAUCUGAUAACAAUGCCUUCUCAAAAAUCAGCUAUAUCUACAGCGAAAAUCAUCACAUCUCUUGGAGUUGCAGUUGCUGGGGUGGGCAUAGUUGUGGGCAUCUAUCUUACGAUGAAGAAAUAGUUCCACCAACCAGUGGUGCUUCCUUGCAGAUAUGGUUGGAAGUGGGAAAUUGCCUAAUAAUCAUGAAUUGAAGUUAUCUUUACUUCGUUAGGGUGAUCUCACUCUUCCAUGCGAACUUCGGCGGGGGAGAAUUAUCUUGAUGACAUGGCUAUAGUGACAUUUUUUUUUUUUGGUUAAUUUGGCAGCCCAAACUUGUCCAAAAUCUCAAGUUCUUUCUAUUUUGAUACGAAAUAAGACGCAUAAUAUGCCUACAAGGUAUCUAUGUUCAUGUAAGUAAUUAAUUCAAGGUGUUUGGUGCCUAGGAAAAAAGAAAUUUCGGUUGCUUUUUCAA
Carya illinoinensis is the source of this 1621-nucleotide messenger RNA. Its product is annotated as traB domain-containing protein. NCBI's taxonomy places the organism in Eukaryota, Viridiplantae, Streptophyta, Magnoliopsida, Fagales, Juglandaceae. Bases 61 to 1290 code for a protein of 409 amino acids. The record is from RefSeq and is a predicted model, not a curated record. The transcript has 9 exons.